Molecule: messenger RNA, 2157 nt
Organism: Helianthus annuus (common sunflower)
Lineage: Eukaryota; Viridiplantae; Streptophyta; Magnoliopsida; Asterales; Asteraceae
Product: RNA polymerase sigma factor sigA
Exons: 10
Coding region: 452-1978 (508 amino acids)
Biological process (GO): regulation of DNA-templated transcription; DNA-templated transcription initiation
Molecular function (GO): DNA-binding transcription factor activity
Source: RefSeq, a predicted model, not a curated record
CUUGCUCUAUUCAUGUUCACUCAGUUUGAUACUCGAUAUAAUAUAAUCCCCACACAUGCAUACAUACCCCUCCCCCUCCCCCUCCCCCCAUAAUCGCAACUCAUUUACUGUACCUUGCAAAUUAAGGUAAACAAUUUCUGCUUCAUUCAUUGUUUCGUUGCUGUAGAUCUUCACAAUUUUUGUAUUCUGAAAUCAAUUUCAUCGUUGAACUGAAAUCGGAACCUCGUGAUUGCCGUCAAGUAAUACUCUGAAUCCACGCGCGCGCACACACAAUUUUGCUUAAAUUUCGAUAUAGCUACCGUUUGAACAGAAAUUGCGUUGGUUUUAGGCAAAGACUGGGAGGAGUUUUAGGGUAGGGAUCUGCAAGAAACCAGAAGCGAUAUUGCAAUAAUAUUAUAGGAGAAAGUGUUAUGGUUGAAUAAUGCUAUUUCAUGCAAACAAAGAAAGCUAGAUGAUGGCCACGAAUGCAGUUAUUGGACUAAGGGCAGGGGAAAGACUGUUGAGUUCAUCUUCGUACUACUCUGACGUCACUGAAAAGCUGCCAAGCAGUAGUGAACUUGGGUUUGUAGCUGUCCCGACUAAGAACGUGAUUGCUGCAAAAAAGUCAACCAACUACGGGCAUGGUUUCAUACCCAAACGACACAAUCAAGACACGCGUUACAUCAGGGCUCUAAAGGAACACGUUAAUACUGCUUCCGGUUUUUCUAGUAUAGACCAAUGGGUUCAGGGAUUUGAACACAUAGUGAACGAAGAUUCUGAUCAAGAGUUUUCAGUUGAAGCCUUGCUGUCGUUACAGAAGUCUUUGUUAGAAAAGCAGUGGAGUCUUUCAACCGAGACGACGUUGACUAAAGUUAACCCAACAGAGAAAAGCAGCAAAAGGAUUUACGUGAAUGGUUCUGGGAAGUCAGCGCGUAGGCGUAGAAUAGAUGCUCAGAGGAAAACAACUAACAAAAGAUUUUCUUCCAAUGAAGUUGGUACAAAGAAACCGUUGAAAUUUGUAAUCAGUCCCGAAUUGCUCCAAAAUCGUGCAAGUGGUUAUGUUAAGGGUAUAACAAGCGAUACGUUGCUCACUCAUGCUGAGGUGGUGGUUUUAUCGAAAAAGAUUAAAAUUGGCCAACGGUUAGAAGAGAGGAAAUCAAGAUUGAAGGAAAGAUUGGGAUCUGAACCCUCGGAGGUGCAACUUGCAGCAUCGUUGAGGAUUUCACGAGCUGAAUUGCAAAUGAAACAGAUUGAGUGCAAAUUGGCAAGAGAGAAGCUGGCCAUGAGCAAUAUCCGUCUAGUCAUGUCAGUUGCCCAAAAAUAUGCUAACAUGGGAGCUGAAAUUGGCGACCUCAUUCAGGGUGGUCUAGUUGGAUUACUACGUGGAAUAGAGAAAUAUGAUUCAUCAAGGGGGUUCAAGAUUUCUACCUAUGUUUAUUGGUGGAUAAGACAGGGUGUUUCAAAAGCAUUGAUUGAAAACUCUAGAACCCUAAGGGUACCUGUCCAUGUGCAUGAAAGAUUGAGUGCAAUACGACAAGCCAAGGCUAAGCUUGAGAAAAAAGGAAUAACACCGUCAAUUGAAAAAAUUGCAGAAAGCCUGAACAUGUCGACAAAGAAAGUAUUGAAUGCCACUGAGGCAAAAUGCAAAGUGUUCUCACUUGAUAGGCCAGCAUUCCCUUCUUUAAAUGGUCUUCCAAGUGAUACCUUUCACAGUUACAUGGCAGACGAUCACCCAGAGAACAAUCCUUGGCAUGGAGUAGAUAACGGGGCCCUCAAGGAUGAAGUGAACAAGUUGAUGACGACAUCUCUAAGGGAACGAGAAAGAGAGAUCAUCCGUUUGUACUAUGGUCUCGACAAUGAAUUCCUUACGUGGGAAGAUAUUAGUCGAAGGAUGGGGUUGUCGAGAGAACGAGUUAGGCAAGUCGGGCUUGUGGCGCUCGAGAAACUAAAACAUGCCGCCCGAAAGACAAAUCUUGAUGCUAUGCUAGUGGAACAUUGAUAUUUUGGACUAAGCAAAUUGCCUGUAUAUACAACCAAUAGAUACAUAUCUAUACAUGUAUACUUUGUAUGUAAAGGUUUAAUAUUUUACAAUAAGACUUGGUCUAUUGUGCAAGAAACAUUUAUACCAUGUGAUGAUAAUGAUAUUUUUCUAAUUAAACGAGGUCGUUCUAUUUGAAA